Molecule: messenger RNA, 1467 nt
Organism: Pochonia chlamydosporia 170
Lineage: Eukaryota; Fungi; Ascomycota; Sordariomycetes; Hypocreales; Clavicipitaceae
Product: carboxypeptidase Y precursor
Exons: 2
Coding region: 1-1467 (488 amino acids)
Biological process (GO): proteolysis
Cellular component (GO): fungal-type vacuole
Molecular function (GO): serine-type carboxypeptidase activity
Source: RefSeq, a predicted model, not a curated record
AUGCGGUUCUCUACUCCCGGUCUCCUUUUGGCUGCGGCCUCAACCGCUGUUGCCGACCUUUCCAAGGAAAUUAAAUGGGAUUCCUCGUCCGACGAAGCAAUCACUCGCAGACCGGACAGUUUCUGGGACCACAUUGUUAAGGGCGCUGAUGUUCAGGCUGCCAGCGAGAGACCCGGUGCUCACAAAAGACUAGAAGGCCAGUUAGCCAACUACCAGUUGAGAGUUCGACAGACCGAUCCUGCCAAGCUUGGCGUCGACAAAGUCAAGCAGCUGAGUGGCUAUCUUGAUGAUGACGAAAAGGACAAGCACCUGUUUUACUGGUUCUUCGAGUCCAGAAAUAACCCAGCCACGGACCCUGUUGUUCUUUGGCUCAACGGUGGUCCAGGAUGCUCCUCCUUCUUCGGCCUGUUUGACGAGCUCGGUCCUGCUACCAUUCCCAGACCAGACCUGAAGCCAGUCAACAACCCGUACUCAUGGAACUCCAACGCCUCCGUCAUUUUCAUCGACCAGCCCGUUAAUGUAGGGUACUCAUAUGGAAACGGAACAGUCGGAAGCUCCCCAGCUGCCGCCAAAGACAUCUAUGCCAUGCUCACCUUGUUUUUCCACCAAUUCCCGCAAUACGCCAAGCAAGACUUCUUCGUCACUGGUGAAUCCUACGCCGGACACUACAUUCCAUCCAUCGGCAGUGAGAUUCUCUCUCACAAGGACCGCAACAUCAACCUCAAGGGUCUGGCUAUUGGCAACGGUCUCACUGAUCCCUACAUUCAGUACUUAUACUAUCGUCCCACGGCAUGCGGCCAGGGCGGCUACCCAGCCGUACUAUCCGCCAGAGAUUGCCAGACCAUGAAGAACGCCGAACCCGAAUGCCAGCGCCAAAUUAAGCGAUGCUAUGACGGCGGCAACGCCAGCGUCUGCUCCCAAGCCACCAGAUACUGCAACACCAACGUCCUGGGCGUCUACCAGCGUGGAACCGACAAGAGUGUCUACGACAUCACAUCUCCCAACGGCACAGGCAAGCCCACCUACUCAGUUCAGUUCCUCAAGUCCUCCAACACCAAGCAGGCCCUCGGCGUGGAGGCCAACCGCGCGUAUGAGCAGUGCAACUUUGACGUCUAUGGCAAGUUUGUCAACAACGGUGACUGGAUGAGCCCUGCUCAGAAAGUCAUCCCCGGAAUUCUCAAGGAGAUUCCUGUCCUUAUUUACGCUGGUGACAUUGACUAUAUCUGCAACUGGCUUGGCAACGAGGCCUGGACCCUUGCUCUCGACUGGCCUGGAAAGAGUGCGCUCAACGCCGCCAAGCGACAGGACCUGCGUUCCAAAUCGGGUAAGAAUUAUGGAAAUGUUAGAGCUGCGCAGGGUUUGUCGUUGAUGCAGAUCUACAAGGCUGGUCAUACUGUUCCGGAGUAUGAAGGUGAGGGCUCGCUUGAUUUCUUGAACAGAUUCAUGGGCGGAGAGUGGUCGAAAUAG